AUGUUUUCAAAUCUUCAUAUUUAUAAAAUUAGGUCUGAACAAGUUUCAUUGAAACAUAAAGUCAGUGUCUUGACCAAACAUAUAAAAGAUAUUAAAGAUACCAACAAAAGUCAAAUAAAUAUCAACUCCAAUACAACUCUAAGUAAUGCUUUUGUCCAAGUGAUGAAGGAUAAAUUGUAUAAUCAAGAAUACCGAAAGAAUGUUAAAGGUGAAGGAUCGUGGAAGAUUUGUCAAGAUUCUGACAAGUGGCAUGUCAACCGAUCAAAUCAAUGUCAAGUAUUCUCAUUUGGAAUUGCAUAUGAUUUUACUUUUGAUGAUGAAUUGAUAAAGCUUGACAGUAAAGUUGGUAUUGCUGAUAAAGAUACUAAUGAUUUUGAAGGAAAGGAGUACAAAGGAAGCAAAAAGCAAGUCUGGGAAGUAUACACUUUAGAAACUCUCAUGAAGAGAUUCAAAGUUGAAUAUUUGGACUUUUUAAAGAUGGAUAUCGAAGGAAAUGAGUGGCCAAUUCUUAAGCAGUGGAUUGAAAGUGAAUCUUAUCAGAGUACUCCAUGUGAUCAGAUAAAGAAAUCUUCAAUGCUUUCAGAAGUAUGUUUACUAGUUUCAACUUUUAUGAAUAGAAAUAACUUAUUAAUAUUAAUUUUUUCUGUUAUUCUUGUUACAAUAAUUAGUUCAAGUAUUUAUAUUACCUCUGCCAAUUCAAAAACAGAUGUAACAUAUGGUAUAGAAAAAAUUACAAAAGAUCAAGAGACUUUAAAGAAUACUUUGAAUGUCUUGAUUACCCAUAUCAAAGAAAUCAAAGAUAAUAAUGAAGAGCAAAUGAAGAAAAUAGAAAGAAUUGAUCAAAAUAUUUUUAUUCCACAAUUAAAGAAUCAACUAGUUGAUAAUAAUAAUAUUAGUGAAGCCUUUGUCCAAGUUAUGAAGAAUAAAUUAUAUAAAGACUAUACCGAGGAACAAAGUGCAGAAGUAGGAUCUCUUCUAUUAAAUUCUGUUUUAUUCGAGGAUGGUAAAUGUAACUCGUACAAGGUACUUGGAGGUGGCACAGUAAAUGCUGUUCCUGGUGAAGGAUCGUGGAAGAUUUGCCAAGAUUCUGACAAGUGGCAUGUUAACCGAUCAAAUCAAUGUCAAGUAUUUUCAUUCGGUAUUGCAAAUGAUUUUACUUUUGAUGAUGAAUUGACAAAGCUUGGUUGUAAAGUUGAAAGCUUUGAUCCUUCAAUGUCGAUGGAGAGUCAAAAGAGAAGUGAUUUAAAUAAUUUUUGGAAAAUAGGUAUUGCUGAUAAAGAUACCCAGACCUUUGAAGGAAAGGAGUACGGAGGAAGUUCAAAGCAAGUCUGGGAAGUAUACACUUUAGAAACUCUCAUGAAGAGAUUCAAAGUUGAAUAUUUGGACUUUUUAAAGAUCGGACUAUCGAAGGAAAUGAGUGGCCAAUUCUCAAACAAUGGGUCAAUAGUGGUAUUCUCAAGAAAGUCAAGAUGCUCACCUUCGAGAUCCAUUUCUGGGGUACCCAUAAUGUUCAAACUCAUUUGGAGUGGGCCAAAAUAA
Heterostelium album PN500 is the source of this 1539-nucleotide messenger RNA. RefSeq lists its product as uncharacterized. The transcript has 8 exons. The record is from RefSeq and is a predicted model, not a curated record. The coding region runs from base 1 to 1539 and encodes 512 amino acids. NCBI's taxonomy places the organism in Eukaryota, Evosea, Eumycetozoa, Acytosteliales, Acytosteliaceae.